Hippocampus zosterae (dwarf seahorse) is the source of this 2177-nucleotide messenger RNA. RefSeq names its product carnitine deficiency-associated gene expressed in ventricle 3 (gene cdv3). Bases 313 to 1053 code for a protein of 246 amino acids. The record is from RefSeq and is a predicted model, not a curated record. The transcript is spliced from 5 exons. Gene Ontology annotation, cellular component: cytoplasm. Lineage: Eukaryota; Metazoa; Chordata; Actinopteri; Syngnathiformes; Syngnathidae.
AUGUCCAUCUACUACCGGGUCACGAUGCUGAUUUGUCAGAUUUCCUGUGCGGUGCAUGGCAUGCUUGACAGUAUAGCUGACGCCUCACAAGGACUCACCGCUGAACAAAUUUUCAUAUUAUUAUUUUACCAGCCUUUGACAGUGGUCACACGGCACGAAAGAAAGUCAAUCGACUGACUGUCUUGGCUGCGUUUAGUAGCGGCCGCCCUGCUCCUCCUUCCACCUUCCCCCACACGAGAACCACUUUUUUUCUCCACUUGGCGUGUGUCAUUGCUUCGGCGUGUUAAAAAAGCUAGCGGCUCUCUUUUGAAAAUGGCGGAUGUGUCAAGCGAGAAGAGCCUGGACGACUUUUUCGCCAAACGAGACAAGAAGAAGAAGAAAGACAAGGGCAAGGCCAAGGAGUCGGCCGCCUCCUCCACGGGCCUGAAAAGGAGCAAAAAGGAGAAUGAAAAGUCGUUUAAAGGCGACGGCCAGGACGGCAACAUGGACAAGGGUCCAACAGUCAGUGCAGUACUGCAUGUUGAGUGGCCUGGGUCCCCUUCCGGUCAGGAGGACGAGGAUUGGAAGGAGCAGAAAGAGGUGGACUACAGCGGCCUGAGGCUCCAAGCAAUGCAGAUAAGUGAUGACAAGGAGGAAGAUGACUACGAAUACGGCGACCGGGAGCACGACGAGGAUGGUGACGUCCUCCUCACGGCGGGUGGUGAGAAAAUGUCCGGCCCUUGGAAUAAGUCCACUCAUGUCCCAGCACAGACUCCACCAGUUGAGGACGUGGAGGCGCCCGAGAAGCCGGCGGGCGUGUACCGUCCCCCUGGCGCUCGCUACUCCUCGUCCAAACGAGGCCAGACCCAGGGACCCCCUGAGAUCUUCAGCGACACCCAGUUCCCCUCCCUGAUGGCCACCGGCAAGCACGUGGAGACGCGCAAGGAUCGCGAGAUCGACAAGACGUUUGAGGUUGUGAAGCACAAGGGCCGCGGCCGAGACGACGGCAACGCCACCGCCGCCACGCAGCACCUGCAGCUGGAUAACCAGUAUGCCGUCCUGGAGGACAAGUAAAACAUGCACGCCGCCGCCGCCAUUUGGCGCACCCCGCCUACCACCAAGCAAUGAGGAAGAAGGAAGCGGUUGAACGUUGUACUGCCGCACUCACUGCCACCGGCAAACACAAAUUGGAAUCAUCAUGCCUAUUGUUCAUGUGGUUGGGAAGGGGUGGGCAGGGUUCUGGGGGGCGGAGGCGCACCUCCCCACCCCCCAAAAAAAGCUUACUGCGGCGAGGACUUCGUGGAUCACGUGUGUCUCUGGACUUUAUUGAGGUGAUUUUACAAACUUGUGUGUGUGGAGGGGUCGGAAUCUAUUUUUCUGCGCUGUUACAUACACACGCGUGUGUGGCGUAGUGGAGUGCGCUUGGGCGUUCAGGAGUGGACGAUGGGGGCACUACCUCGAACACAUGGAGUCUCUGCUUUGCUGCCCCCCCAACCCCCACCCCCAAUAAAUCCUGCACCUGUGGUGAACGGAAUAUGAGCUGCGGGGCGAUGAGACUUGUACAAUUCCCUAAUAAAGUGGCCUUACGGAUACGAACGAACGGCUCAGUCAUACAAGGAGCGCUAAAUGGACUUGAUAUCACCAUGAAAAGAAGAAGAGGAGGAGCAAGGGGGAAAAAAUUGCUGAUGCGGUUUGUAAGAUUUCAAAUCUUGUUUCUCAUAUUGGCUGUUCAGUUUUCCAGCCCUUUCAUUAUGAUGAUUCUUAUUAGAUCAAAGCUCUAUCGGUGGUCGCAUCCCUUCUGCUUGACCCCAUACAUUCAAAUGCAUAGUUUGGCAGGUGAUUCCAUAAUUUCAAUUUAACUCAAUUCAGUUCAAGCAGUCAACUAGGCAUUAGUUUUGCAAGUUAAUGGAUGCCGAAUAAGUGUGUGUGUGUGUGUGUGUGUGUUUUGGUCAAUGCCAUGAUGAGUACAGUAAGCGCCGGGAUACUUGUGUGUGUGUGGUUGAAGUAGAACAUGUUUGUGACAAAGACAAGAGCCAAUUUAUCAAAUAAAAGUGCUAAUCUGGAAAGGCUGUUGUGUUUGUUGUGGACAUUGAGCUUCAAAGUAAACUUCCGCUUCCUGCAGUAGUGAACGGAAAACUACAGUAAAUGUUUGUAUGCAAACAUCAAUAUAAAAUGCAGAAAAUAAAGGCUGAAUCCUG